Salvia hispanica is the source of this 1217-nucleotide messenger RNA. RefSeq names its product small ribosomal subunit protein RACK1-like. Gene Ontology annotation, molecular function: ribosome binding; protein binding; translation regulator activity. The record is from RefSeq and is a predicted model, not a curated record. NCBI's taxonomy places the organism in Eukaryota, Viridiplantae, Streptophyta, Magnoliopsida, Lamiales, Lamiaceae.
CAUCGGCUGCCUCUUCUACUCCCUCUCAAAACCCUUCGCCAAACCCUAGCAGCAGCAGAAGCAGCCAUGGCAACGGGGCAGGAACAGCUCGUCCUCCGCGGCACAAUGCGCGGCCACACCGACUGGGUGACGGCCAUCGCCGCCCCAAUCGACAACUCCGACACCAUCGUCACCUCCUCCCGCGACAAAUCCCUAAUCCUCUGGACCCUCACCAAGGACGACUCCUCCUUCGGCGUCGCCACCCGCCGCUUCACCGGCCACUCUCACUUCGUCCAGGACGUCGUCCUCUCCUCCGACGGCCAAUUCGCCCUCUCCGCCUCCUGGGACGCCGAGCUCCGCCUCUGGGACCUCCAGACCGGCGAAACCGCCCGCCGCUUCGUUGGCCACGCCAAGGACGUCCUCUCCGUCGCCUUCUCCGCCGACAACCGCCAGAUCGUCUCCGCCUCGCGCGACCGCACGAUCAAGCUCUGGAACACGCUCGGGGAGUGCAAGUACACCAUCCAGGAGGGCGAAUCCCACUCCGAUUGGGUCUCCUGCGUCCGAUUCUCCCCCGACAACAGCCAGCCCACCGUCGUCUCGGGCUCGUGGGAUAAGUCUGUCAAGGUCUGGAAUUUGACCAAUUGCAAGCUCCGCGCCACGCUGACUGGACACACUGGUUAUGUUAACACAGUGGUGGUGUCGCCGGAUGGAUCUCUGUGCGCGAGCGGGGGGAAGGAUGGUGUGAUUUUGCUUUGGGAUCUGUCGGAGGGGAAGAUGCUCUACUCGUUGGAGGCUGGCUCGAUUGUUAAUGCUCUCACAUUUAGCCCUAAUAGGUAUUGGCUGUGCGCUGCCACCGAGUCCGGUAUCAAAAUUUGGGAUUUGGAGAGCAAGAGUGUUGUUGCGGACCUGAAGGUGGAUUUGAAGCAUGAGAGUGAACUGGCCAGAGAUGAUGCUGGGCAAUCAUGCAAAAAUAAGGUCAUAUACUGCACCAGUCUUGGCUGGAAAGCUGAUGGAAGCACCCUUUUCAGUGGUUACACCGAUGGCGUCAUCCGAGUUUGGGGUAUCGGCGGCCGAUACUAGGAAUGAGAUACUCAUAAUUGUGUGGAAAUAUUUUGACUAUGUUUUUUGAUCAUUUGGGAUUUUGCCAAUUCUAGCUUCAUAUACACAUAAUUAUGUCUGGAUUUUUUUCUGUGUCUACUCAUGUUUGAGUUUUUAUAAUAUGUGCUCUGAAGGAUUCA